This is a messenger RNA of Sparassis crispa, 237 nucleotides long. RefSeq lists its product as hypothetical. The transcript has a single exon. The record is from RefSeq and is a predicted model, not a curated record. Lineage: Eukaryota; Fungi; Basidiomycota; Agaricomycetes; Polyporales; Sparassidaceae. The coding region runs from base 1 to 237 and encodes 78 amino acids.
AUGACGCAUUGGACACACAAUGCUGCUAUGAAGAUGCACAUGCUCGAGAUUGUGGCGCUCACGCAGAAAAAGGUAGGCCUGCACUUUAACGCACGACACGCUACACCAGUUCAGUUAGAAGGGUUUGACAUCGAGGAGAUGGCCAAGAUGAUGCUCACAAUGGCGCCACUGACUUGGAACCUCUUCGGCGCACUCUUGAAUGCGAAUCCUGCGCUCGCAAAGCGACGUGAAAGGUGA